Penicillium canescens is the source of this 414-nucleotide messenger RNA. RefSeq lists its product as uncharacterized. The transcript has 2 exons. The coding region runs from base 1 to 414 and encodes 137 amino acids. Gene Ontology annotation, biological process: RNA processing. NCBI's taxonomy places the organism in Eukaryota, Fungi, Ascomycota, Eurotiomycetes, Eurotiales, Aspergillaceae. The record is from RefSeq and is a predicted model, not a curated record. Gene Ontology annotation, molecular function: ribonuclease III activity.
AUGGAGGAGCUCAAAGACCGACUUGACUACCACUUCAAAUCCAUUCCAUUGUUAGAAGAGGCUUUGCAUCCAGCUGACACGCGUCCGCUGCAAGGCAACAAGCGUCUGGUGCUCGUUGGAGACUCCGUUCUGUCCACUUCACUUCUGGACGAAUGGUACGAUAGUGGAGAUACCAUCGGCACGUUGAACUACACAGAAAAUGGGGAUCACAUACUGCGAAAGAAUGCUUGUAACAAACAUUUGAGCUGCAAAGGUGAGGCAUUUGAGCUGGACGACUUUAUAACCGGCCAACCGGCACAAAAGGGCGAGAUCACUAAUGGCACUCGUGCAACGACGGUGGAAGCCAUUCUUGGCGCUGUUUGGAUUGAUUCAGGAAUGAAAAUUUAUGCUGUCGAUGUUCCUAUGAUUUGGUGA